Messenger RNA from Drosophila subobscura, 3503 nucleotides. RefSeq names its product protein fem-1 homolog CG6966. Gene Ontology annotation, biological process: ubiquitin-dependent protein catabolic process. NCBI's taxonomy places the organism in Eukaryota, Metazoa, Arthropoda, Insecta, Diptera, Drosophilidae. Gene Ontology annotation, molecular function: protein binding. The record is from RefSeq and is a predicted model, not a curated record. The coding region runs from base 649 to 2676 and encodes 675 amino acids. The transcript has 5 exons. Gene Ontology annotation, cellular component: ubiquitin ligase complex.
AGUAACUUUUACCCUGGCCUGGCUGUCGGUUUUUACGAGGCAGAGCUGCGGCAAUCGAGAAAAAUUGUUUGUUGAAUCGCCGAGGUUCUUGUGUGUUAAAUGCUCUGCCCCAGCAGAGUAGUAACCGAAAUCCGAUCCACGAAAAUUAAAAUCAAGAAUUAAGUAAGCCCGGAAGUGUAAACAACAACAACAACAAGUAAUACGAAAAGAAAAGAAGGAAAUAUCAAUCUUCCUGCUUUUUGGCAGCGGGCCACAAGAAGAAGGAAAGAAAAGUGCGCAAAAAAAAGAAAUGACAACUGCACUUGCAAUUGCAAGAAAGAAUCGAAUAAAAUAAAAAUAAAAAUACGGAAGCCAAGAAAACGUAGCAAUCGUUGAAUAUACACAAAAAUCUACACAUGUAUUGUCGGUUUGAAAGUUCUUCUUUUGUGCAAAAGAAAUAAAAUUUCUCGAAAGAAAUACAUCAACAGCAUCCGCAAGAAUCGAAUCUCUCUGUUCCUCUCUCCCUCUCUCGACGAAGCAGCAGAAGCAGAAAAACAGAAAAAAGAAUCUUUGCUGUCGAUUUGUUGCUACACUAACCACAGCACAGCCCCCCUGUAAUCCAAAACACCCAAAAUUCGCAGAGAUUUAUGCUGAAGGCGAUUCCACAAAAUGGAUUAUAAAUUCAUUGUUUUUAAUGCUGCCCGCGAUAAUAAUCUGAUCCAAUUGAAGGCCACACUGUACAACAAAAGCCACAGCGAGGUGGGCAGCAUCGUUUCGGCUAAAGUGAACGGAGCCACACCGCUGGUCAUCUCCUGCCGCAACGGACACUACGAUAUUGUAGAAUAUUUAUUGACAAAGUGUCGCGCCGAUGUGGAGCAGGUGGGAUCCGUGAGCUUCGAUGGUGAGCCCAUUGAGGAUGCUCCGCCGCUGUGGUGUGCCGCCGCAGCCGGACACUUGGGCAUUGUCAAGAUGCUGGUACGUCGGGCGGCGAAUGUGAACAGCACGACGCGAACGAAUUCAACGCCCCUGCGGGCGGCCUGCUUCGAUGGACACUACGAAAUAGUCAAGUAUUUGGUGCAUCAUGGAGCGGACUUUGAGGUGGCGAAUCGACAUGGACACACCUGCCUGAUGAUCGCCUGCUACAAGGGACACUACCGCAUUGCCCAGUACCUGCUCUCGCUCAAUGCGGAUGUCAAUCGGUGCAGCGUCAAGGGUAACACAGCGUUGCACGACUGCGCCGAGUCGGGCUCCCUGCAGAUCCUGCAGCUGCUGCUGAAGCAUGGCGCCACCAUGGAUGUGGACUACUAUGGAAUGACGCCGCUGCUGGCGGCCAGUGUCACCGGCCACAUGCCCAUUGUGGAGCACCUGAUCACGCUGCCCUGCGUCAGUCGCGAGUCGCGCAUCCAUGCCCUGGAGCUGCUCGGUGCCACAUAUGUGGACAGAAAGCGGGACAUGGCCGCGGCACUCAAUCUGUGGCGACGAGCGCUCGAGGAGCGCAAUGUGGAGCCGCCGCUGUCCAAGAAGGUGCAGGAGCCAGUGCCAGCCUACGAGAUGGUGCGCGAGGUGACCAGCGUGGAGGAGCUGGAGGAGAUGGUGCUCGAUCCCGAUGAGAUGCGAAUGCAGGCGCUGGUCAUACGACAGCGCAUCCUGGGACCCACGCAUCCAGACACCAGCUACUACAUUCGAUUCAGGGGCGCGCACUAUGCCGACGCUGGACGCUUUGAUCGCUGCAUAGAGCUCUGGUCGUACGCGCUGACAAUGCAGCAAAAGAUCCUGCAGCCGCUCAGCCCCAUGACACAGUCGUCGCUCCUCUCCUUCGCCGAGCUCUUCAGCUUCAUGCUGGUCGAGGCGGGACGCCUGCUGCCGCGCGGUCGUGUCGUGCCGCCCAUCGAGGCCGAUGGCAUGCUAACCAUUUUCUACAAGGCCGUCAAGGAGGUGGAACGCGGACAGGCCUUCAAUCUGGAGCAGCAGCAACAGCAGCAGCAGCAGCUGCAGCAGCCACAACAGCAGCUGCUGGCCGCCAGCAAAUCCUGUUCCUCAUCUUCCUCAGCCUCGUCCUCCGCUUCGGCCACCUCCGCCACAACCGCCUCCACAACGCUGCUGUCUGCGCACCAGCACGACUGCAAUCACGACCCGAACGCCCUCAGUCGCACCAUGAUAAGUGCCAUCCACAUUGGCUGUCUGCUCAGCUCGCUGCUGGACACGGACAGCCUCAGUCCGGAGAUGCGCCUCCAGGUGAUGGGCGCCCUGUAUCGGCUGAAUCGUCUCAAGGUGCGCGUGCGCUUCGACCGAACGGCGCUGCAUUAUUCCUGCUAUCGCGAGGGCACACUGGCGGGUCGCUAUCCCUCCUGCCAGUUCCCAUCGACGACGCUGGCCAAGGCGCUGCUGGAGGUGGGCGCCGAUCCGAAUGCCAUCGAUGAUGCGGGCAACACGCCGCUGCAUCUGGCGGCCACACUGCAGCCGUACGUGGAGCCCCUGGCGCACAUAUUGCUCGAGGGUGGAGCGCAUCUGGAUACGAAAAACUUUGCUGGUGAGACAUUCGAGAGCUUGCUGGGCCCCACGCCCAUGCACAAAAUCAUUGAUCCGAUGAAGUACACAACGCUGGCGUGCCUGGCAGCACGGACGAUCAAGCGGCACGAUAUCCACUACGAGGGUGCCGUGCCGGAGACGCUCUACGACUUCAUCGAGCUGCACUAGAGAGGGAGAGCCGUGGACUGGACGAGAGUCGACACACACUCAAUUCACUCGAUCGCUUACACGCUCGAUCAAUCGAUCGCACGCCUGCCCAACCGCCCGCCCGCCCGCCAUCCACCAUACAAAAUAUCUACUACUACUACUACGCCUACGACUACGACGACUACUGUGUCUGAACCGUGUAUAUUUAGAGAUGGAGAGAGAACUACGAAGAUGACGAUGAUGAUGACGACGAGCUGCGGCCCGGCACCCAUGGAGCGCGUUACCAAUUGACUAGGAACUGAUUUGUGAUCCAAGCAGAGUGCCUGUAUCCUGGCUGCAUCGGAUCGGGACAAUGUCUAACGAAUUGACACAACGACAGAACGCACGGCGACAGAAAGCAGACACCAAGCAAGCGCAGCAAAAAUCCAAGUUCCAGCGACCCCGAGAGCAAUGCGGUCUUUGAAUUUUGCUUGCAAAAUAUGUGUAUGAAGCCUUCUUCUAUCUUAACUAUGUGUUCUUGCUAUUCUAAUUAUGAUUAAUAUAAUAUUAUGUGUACCCGUGCCGUGCAGCGACUGCGGCGUGUUCGAGCAGCUUAACCCACGGCCAGGCCAUCGCCGGCGACUCCUCAGAGCUGCUCCGAACACGCCCUGUCGCCACCGCGGCCCCAAAUUUGUUAUAUGCGUAACGAGUAUUUAGUGUUUAUGACCGAAAAACAGAAAUCAACAAAAUGUAAAAAAAAUAUACAAAAAACAACAAAGAAAUCGACCGACCGAGCGACUUUUAAGUGAUGUUUACUGGCGAGAAGAUGAUGAACUAAGUUUUGUAAAUAUACAAACUGUAAUUAACAA